Molecule: messenger RNA, 732 nt
Organism: Blastomyces dermatitidis ER-3
Lineage: Eukaryota; Fungi; Ascomycota; Eurotiomycetes; Onygenales; Ajellomycetaceae
Exons: 3
Coding region: 1-732 (243 amino acids)
Source: RefSeq, a predicted model, not a curated record
AUGGCUAAGACAGGCAAUGCGGCACCACAAGAUGUGGCAGCUCACGGCGUUUCUCCAUCUCGAGAUGCGGCCAUUGGACCUUCACAGAACGAACAGGCAAUAUCCUCGAGGCAACAUCCCAAUGGGGACAUUAUCCAUUCACUAGACAUGUCCGCCAUCCGUGCCAUGCCAACAGUGUAUUUCAUCCGAACGAUCUACAUGGCAAUCAUGCUCAUAAAGCUCCAUUUCGCCGCCAUAGAGCAAAAACAAACGGAUGAUACGAAACAACACGCCGACUGCAACCUUCAAGUCUCCGAGUGGUUGGAAGCGCUGAUUCAGAUGUUCGCGGGAUGGGGCGAACUAUGGCCUGCAGCGAGACUGACGAUGGUUUUCAAAAAGCUGAAAACGUGCCAAUUGCAAGCGAUCACUCCAACCACUCCAGAAACUUCGUCACCCAACUCAUUUCCUGCAACCGCCGGAAAUUCCGUACCUUCAGUUCUCCCAGACUUCUCAUCAGUGCCACUCAUCUCAAUGGAUUUGGACCUGGACCAGAUGUUCCCAGAUGCCAUGCAAGGCUUUGACCUUGAUUUUGAUGAUCUCAGCAAUAAUGCUUUAGGAUCGCCACCAGACAAGGGGCUUGCUGUUGGCGGUUCGGCUGGUAAUGAGGCCCUGAAAACGGACAUUUGUCCGCGGAAUGGGCAGCUAUAUUCAAGGGUGUCUCACCUCCUGUCAUCAAUGUUGGUGUUGAAGUAA